Chelmon rostratus (copperband butterflyfish) is the source of this 759-nucleotide messenger RNA. Its product is annotated as dynactin subunit 6-like. The coding region runs from base 3 to 587 and encodes 194 amino acids. The record is from RefSeq and is a predicted model, not a curated record. Gene Ontology annotation, biological process: mitotic spindle organization. Gene Ontology annotation, cellular component: dynactin complex. The transcript is spliced from 7 exons. Gene Ontology annotation, molecular function: dynein complex binding. Lineage: Eukaryota; Metazoa; Chordata; Actinopteri; Chaetodontiformes; Chaetodontidae.
GGAUGUCAGACGCCAAGCAAAUCAUGGCACAGAAAAGUGCUAAAGUAGCAGCUGGGGCUGUUGUGUGUGUUGAGAGUGAAAUAAGAGGAGAUGUGACCAUUGGUGCUAGAACAGUUGUCCACCCCAAAGCACGGAUCAUAGCAGAGGCAGGGCCCAUUAUCAUUGGAGAGGGCAAUCUAAUAGAGGAGCAGGCACUUAUUAUUAACAGUUAUCCAGAGAAUAUCAUGCCAGACACAGAGGGAGUUGAGCCAAAAACCAUGACAAUUGGGACCAAUAACGUGUUUGAGGUUGGAUGUGUCUCUCAAGCUUUGAAAAUUGGAGACAACAAUGUGAUUGAGUCUAAAGCUGAUCUCGGGAGAAACGUGAUCCUGACCAGCGGCUGCAUCAUUGGCGCAUGCUGCCAGGUCAACACGUGUGAGGUCGUGCCGGAGAACACGGUCGUGUACGGUUCAAACUGCAUCAGGCGUGUGCAGAGCGAGAAGCCACAGCCUCAGACUCUGCAGCUCGACUUCCUCAUGAAGAUUCUGCCAAACUAUCACCACCUGAAGAAGACGGCCAAAGGAAACAGCACACCCGUGAGAAACUAAAGAUGGAGCUGGAUCCUGCAGCCCCAAAAGCAUCUGCGCAGUCAGGCACCACAGACACAUUCCCCUCAACCUGCACUGUCUUACACUUUAAUGUUGUUCCCUAAUGUUUAGCAGAAUACCCCCCAUUUUUAUUUUCAUCAACUAUACUCAUAUAUAUUUAUAAUUGUUCUGA